AUGGAAACCACCCACCGCAAAAUCGAACUCCAAUCCCCCCUCGACCUCCUCUACCUCCAAUCCAACGCCUCCUCUCUCCUCCGCGCAAAACUAGACCUGCACUUUCCACCCUCGGCCGCUCCCCCCUCAGCCUCUGACGACAUUCUGAAAUCCCGUGUCCAAGACCUCUGCAACUCCUACUUGACUCGAGUCUUUUCCUCCGCCAAAGAAAACCUGAGCAUCAAUGGACUGGAAAACAAACAAAUGGAUGAAGCAAUCACAGCAGCGGAAAAGGGCGAAGAAGAACAGGAAGCCUAUGAUGGAAAACUAGGGUUGAAGUUGCGGGAGUUGUCGGGCAAGAUUGAAGCGCUGAACUUGCAGCUUGCGAUGAUGAGGAGGGAGGCGCCUGCUAGAGCGGCCGCUGCUUAUGCUGCUGGAUUGCAAGAUGAUGAUGUUGCUUUCACUCAAUCGAGGACUGCAGCAGAGCAGGAAGUAAGCAAGAGGAUACAAGAGGAGCAGGAUUUGUGUGGGGUCAAGGGUGUUAGGGAUUGGGAUGAGUGCGAGAGGAAUUGGAGGAUUGCUACUGAAGGGUUGGUGGGCGUUAAAGAGGGGAUUGGAGCUACGAGUGCGCGGUUGGUGCAGGCGAGGGAUGUGGUCGAGUAUUUGGAUCAGAAGGGUGGGAAGUGA
This is a messenger RNA of Aureobasidium namibiae CBS 147.97, 666 nucleotides long. RefSeq lists its product as uncharacterized. NCBI's taxonomy places the organism in Eukaryota, Fungi, Ascomycota, Dothideomycetes, Dothideales, Saccotheciaceae. The record is from RefSeq and is a predicted model, not a curated record. The transcript has a single exon. Gene Ontology annotation, cellular component: kinetochore; MIS12/MIND type complex. The coding region runs from base 1 to 666 and encodes 221 amino acids. Gene Ontology annotation, biological process: mitotic sister chromatid segregation.